AUGGAGGGCAUAAUACUCGAUGAUGAUCCUGUCCUCCCUGCACCCAAAUUUGAGAUUGCGCUGUUCGUCGCCGCCAGCAAAGGGUAUGAAUCCAUCGUCAAGCUCUUGCUGGAAACGCCCGGCGUGAAUCUGGACUGUAAGGACGAUGAGGAGCGCACUCCACUUUCUAUAGCAGCGGGUGAAGGGCAUGAGAAGGUGGUUGAUCUUCUCCUGACCAGUGGAGGCGUUGACCCUAAUUCAAAGGAUUCGAAAGUCGGUCAAUCCCCCCUUUGCUGGGCGGCCAAAAACGGGCACGAGGGUGUUGUGGGUCGACUGCUCAAGUGCGGCGAUGUCGAUCUCAAUCUUUCGGACUCCGAGGGACACACGCCACUGUACUGGGCCGUCGAGAAGGGACACAAGAAUGUAGUCCUGCAGCUGCUCGAGGGAAAAGCGGAUCCUAAUAUCAAGGGUCCCGGUGGCCGCACCCCCUUGCUGUGGGCUGCCGAGCAAGGACACGAGGAAAUCGUCACGUUGCUUCUCCGGUCUGGGAACGCUAACGCAGACGACGCAGACGAUGGUGGCCGUACACCGCUGUGGUGGGCGGCUCGCAAUGGCCAUCUACCCGUGGUGAGACUGCUGGUUCGACAUGGCGCCAACAAGGAGGCACACCCUUCUGUCAAUACUGAAGGGCCACACGGCACGCCCUUGUAUCAGGCCGGUCGAAAGGGCCACGUCGACGUGGUCAAGUAUCUGGUGAAAAAGGGUGCGGAUAUCAACUCGCCGUAUGGCAAGAAUGGCCUGCCGCUGCUGCUGGCACUGAUCAUGUUUGACAGGAGUAAACGCGGGCUGAAGAUGCUACAGCUGUUGCUUCGAAAAGGAGCCGAUGUCAAUAUCAAGGACAGCAAUUCCGGUCAAACCAGCUUAUAUAUGACCACGGAAGAUGGGGAGGUGGAGCUGACUACAUAUCUCCUGAAGAUGGGUGCUCAGCCGAACCUGGCAGCGAAUGAUGGCACGACACCAUUGCACCAAGCGGUGCGGAAUGACCAUGAGGAGUUGGUGGAAUUGCUACUGUUGAACGGCGCGGAUUCCGAGGCGCAGGAUGGACACGGCGACACGCCUCUUCACAUCGCCGCAUCGAAUGGCCGCAGGAAGCUGGUCAAUCUGUUCCUGGAGAAGGGCACGGAUAUCAACGUGACGAACAAUUCCGGGGAGACCCCGUUGCACAAGGCUGUCGCUCAGGGGCGUCGGAAAAUGGUGGAAUUUCUGAUCCAGAAGGGCGCAAAUAUCGAGCUGCAGGAUGACUACGGACAGACUGCUCUGCACAAGGCCGUUUCCGCCAAAAACCACGUACUGCGCGUGCUGGUCAACAGAAAGGCGGAUAUUUCUGUGAAGGACAUGCAUGGGCAGACUGCGCUGCAUCUGGCAGCGGCGGCAGGACUGAAGGACGACGUGCACUUCCUGCUCAGCCAUGGAGCGGCGGCUGACGUGAAGGACAACAAGGGACAGACUGUCAGAGAGGUGGCUACCAAGGCGGGACAGAUAGAAGUGGAGGAGCUGUUGAAUUCGAUGAGCUUAGUAGUUCGGACUGAGCUGUCGGAUUCCGAGUCAGACGUCUGA
Molecule: messenger RNA, 1596 nt
Organism: Monascus purpureus
Lineage: Eukaryota; Fungi; Ascomycota; Eurotiomycetes; Eurotiales; Aspergillaceae
Source: the annotation of a GenBank genome assembly